Molecule: messenger RNA, 660 nt
Organism: Endocarpon pusillum Z07020
Lineage: Eukaryota; Fungi; Ascomycota; Eurotiomycetes; Verrucariales; Verrucariaceae
Exons: 2
Coding region: 1-660 (219 amino acids)
Source: RefSeq, a predicted model, not a curated record
AUGGCAGAGACUGUGAAUCCCGUCGAGAUCACUCCACAACCACCUUCCAACACCGCACCCUCGGCCCCUACUCCGUCGCAGCCAACACAGAUCUCUCGGAUAUCAUCACCAACUCCACAUUUUUCCGCAUCAUCAAAUCUACCACCACAACAGCCUCAACAGUCUCAACAACCCCUUCCCCAAUCACCAGUCCCCACCAUGCCCCCGUCAGUCCAACCUCAAUCUCAGUCCCAACCACAACCCCAACCACAAACUCCAAACAACAACCAAUCCACCACCACCGCCGCCAUAGGCUCUUCCUACCCUCCCCGCGCAGCUCCCGGCGCCCCGGGCCGCAACUACCUCAACACUCACCUGGCACCCUACCUCCGCACCGGCAUGACCAAAAUCCUAGACGCGAAGCCACAGUACCCCCUGCGCUGGCUCGGCGAAUACCUGAUCUCGCAAUCCCUGAUCCACGAAGGCGCUACCGACGAGAAAGGCGUGGUGGAGCGCUUUAUCUACGACGAACAUGGCGCGGCGGUGAAGAGGUUGAGGCCGGAGAGUACGAUCGCGGCAGUGGGUGGGUCUGACCAGAUCAUGGGGGAUGGUGCGGUCGGCGGGGUCGCGGUGGAGACAGGAGAAGCAGGGAGAGAGGACACCGAGAUGGGCGGGAGUUGA